AUGUCCUUUUACGAGUCUUCGCGGAACAUUUGGCUCGAGGACGGCCACAUCCUCCACGCCGAGUGCGCCUACGGCGACGACGAGUGGAAUGAGUCCACCAUUGAUCUGAACGACUUUGUGGGCAACUCGGACGGCUGGUUCGUCUGGAACGGCGUCAACUUUUCUGACUCUGCCGGUGACAUCUCGGUGGACGGCGCCAUGCUGACCGCCGAACUGAACAUGGUUGAGGAGGGAACCCGCGGGCGACAGGGCAUCAAUCUGAAUGACCGCAUUGGCAACGACAACGGGCAGCUGGUGUACGUAAAUCAGGACGACUAG
Metarhizium brunneum ARSEF 3297 is the source of this 318-nucleotide messenger RNA. RefSeq names its product Cyanovirin-N (gene CVNH). The record is from RefSeq and is a predicted model, not a curated record. Lineage: Eukaryota; Fungi; Ascomycota; Sordariomycetes; Hypocreales; Clavicipitaceae.